This is a messenger RNA of Quercus lobata, 1347 nucleotides long. Its product is annotated as protein SRG1-like. NCBI's taxonomy places the organism in Eukaryota, Viridiplantae, Streptophyta, Magnoliopsida, Fagales, Fagaceae. The transcript is spliced from 4 exons. The coding region runs from base 60 to 1118 and encodes 352 amino acids. The record is from RefSeq and is a predicted model, not a curated record.
UGCUAAAACUAGUAGCCAAAUAUCCAUUUUCAUUAAACCAAACCAAAAGAGUCUGAGAAAUGGCUUUGGCAUCUUCAGAGAGCCUUGAAUGGUCUCUACCAGUUGCAAGUGUUCAAGAGCUUGCAAUCCAAAAGCUUGAUAUGGUGCCACUUAGAUAUGUAAGGGAUGACUUGGACCAGACUACUCCUUCCAAUCCUUCUCUUCGUGUACCUUUGAUUGAUAUGAACAAGUUGGUCAACCCAGAAUUCCGUGAAAAAGAGCUCCAAAAGCUUCACUUUGCAUGUCAAGAAUGGGGAGUUUUCCAGAUUAUAAACCAUGGAGUUUUUGAUGAAUCACUAAGCAAAAUGAGAGAGCAAGUUCAAGAGUUCUUUGACCUUCCUUUGCAAGAGAAGAAACGUUGGGCUCAGAAACCAGGAAGUCUCGAAGGUUAUGGUCAGGCAUUUGUGACUUCAGAGGAACAAAAGUUGGAGUGGAAUGACAUGAUCUUCCUCAAAACUCUUCCCCUUCAAGAUAGAAGUUUGAAUUUCUGGCCAAAAAAUCCUCAGGAGUUCAGAAAAACUCUGGAAUCUUAUUCUGAAGAUAUGAGGAAUGUGGCAGUUUCUAUCGUAAGGUUCAUAACCAUGGGGCUUGGACUUGAGGCUCAAAAUUUUUGUGACACUUUUAAAGAAGGAACGUACGAAAUAAGGAUGAAUUGCUAUCCUCCUUGUCCCGAACCUGAACGUGUUAUUGGCCUUAAUCCACAUGCUGACAUCUCCGGUAUAACCCUCUUACUUGAGUGCGGCGACACGCCAGGAUUGCAGGUUUUGAAAGACGAACACUGGGUUAAUGUUGAGCCUGUCAAUGGUGCAAUUGUUGUAAACCUUGGCCAUAUCAUGGAGAUUAUAAGCAAUGGGAAUUACAAAGCCCCAGAUCAUAGAGCAGUGGUGAACAAUUCAAAACAAAGAAUGUCAAUUGUUACUUUCUGCUAUCCCAAUCCAUCUGUGGAUAUUGGACCCGCAGAGAUGCUUAUCAAGUCAGGAAGCCCACCUGUAUACAAGACCCUAACAAAUGCUGAGUAUUUUCAUAGCUUUUUCAAUCGAAAGCUUGAAGUUUCAUUCAUUGACAGCCUGAAAAUCUAAUUGUCAAAAAUUAGGCAUUUAAUGGCCCCACAAUGGACUUAAUCAAGUUGUAACAUUUAAGUAAUGGGGUAGUAGUCAGGAAUAAACUUCUAUACUAAAUAAUUUUGAAUUUGAAUGUGUCAAAACGUGGACUCCCUCGAUAUUGACAGAAGACGGGUCAAAUUUGUAUAAUAGUGUUGUUAAUCGAAUCAUGAGAGAGAGUGUUGUUAAUCUAUCCUUGCACAUCAUG